GUCAAACAGGACAGAGGAGACUGUCCAGCCCUCAGAGGAGAGCAGCAGAGGCGGCGCGCGGCGCUCACUCCCAUCACACACCAAAAUAAAGUCUGGAACUAAAACUUUUUACGCGUUUUUAACAUGUUUCCGCGCGUAAAGACGCACUGAGACCAGGCUUCAGGAAGGCAGCAACUGCUGAAGAAGAGGAGGAAGAUGUUACCCAGAAAGAGCAUCAUCCCGGAGGAGUUCGGGGUGCCGGGUUUCGCCUCCCGGCUGCCCAGGAAGCCGGUGUUCCGCGACCGCGUCAACAAGGCGCGCUUCAUCGCCAAGAAUGGCUCCUGCAACCUGGCGCACAAGAACAUCCGCGAGCAGGGCCGCUUCCUGCAGGACGUCUUCACCACGCUGGUGGACCUGAAAUGGCGCUUCACGCUCGUCAUCUUCACCACCACUUUUGUGAGCAGCUGGCUGCUGUUCGCCAUGAGCUGGUGGCUGGUGGCCUUUGCGCACGGAGACAUGGAUCCGGUGCGGUGGAACGAGACCCACUGCGUCACCGACGUCAAGUCGUUCAUCUCAGCCUUCCUGUUCUCCAUUGAGGUUCAGGUGACCAUCGGCUUCGGAGGACGCAUGAUAACGGAGCACUGUCCGGCCGCCAUUACUGUCCUCAUCUUGCAGAACAUAGUGGGACUCAUCAUUAACGCCGUCAUGCUGGGUUGUAUCUUUAUGAAGACGGCUCAGUCCAACCGCCGAGCGGAGACCUUAAUCUUCAGCCGCCACGCCGUUAUUGCUGUGAGGAACAACCGUCUGUGCUUCAUGAUUCGCAUCGGCGAUCUGAGGAAGAGCAUGAUCAUAGGAGCGACUGUCAGAUUACAGGACCUCUCGGGUCCCGUCGGGUUCGGGCUAAUAUUCCCUGCUCUAGCCAGGAUCACUGGGGUUAAAAAUGGCCUCCUCCACACUCCGGCCCAAAACCCUGAGGGCUCAGCGGAGAACAGCCGGGACACAAUCAGGAGACAACUACCCUCUCGACCCACAGGCCCCCAAGACCCGCUGUACGACCUGUCAGCCAUGGAGCUGCAGUGCAGCGACCUGGAGGUGAUCGUCAUUCUAGAGGGCGUUGUGGAGACCACAGGCAUCACCACCCAAGCCCGUACCUCCUACGUGUCUGAGGAGAUCCAGUGGGGUCACCGCUUUGUUCCCAUCGUCACGGAGGAGGAGGGCGUGUACUCGGUGGACUACUCCAAGUUUGGCAACACGGUCAAAAAGCUCACCUUCUUCUGUGUGGAGGGGCAGCAGCUGCUCUGCAUCAUCUGCAGGGAUUCACAAACUCACAACGGCCACCAGCUCCAGUCCAGUGAGGAAGCUGGACAGGAGUCCAAAAUCAGCCUGCAGGAGUCCCUGAAGUGUUUAAAGAAUAGGCUGAAGCUGUUCCGAGAGUUCAAAUGA
Cyprinodon variegatus (sheepshead minnow) is the source of this 1422-nucleotide messenger RNA. Its product is annotated as ATP-sensitive inward rectifier potassium channel 8-like. Gene Ontology annotation, molecular function: zinc ion binding; ATP-activated inward rectifier potassium channel activity. Lineage: Eukaryota; Metazoa; Chordata; Actinopteri; Cyprinodontiformes; Cyprinodontidae. Bases 196 to 1422 code for a protein of 408 amino acids. Gene Ontology annotation, biological process: potassium ion import across plasma membrane; regulation of monoatomic ion transmembrane transport. Gene Ontology annotation, cellular component: plasma membrane. The transcript is spliced from 6 exons. The record is from RefSeq and is a predicted model, not a curated record.